AUGCUAUCUCCCAACCCACUCUCUCUUCUAUGUGCAUUACUUCUAUGCUUACCUUUAGCCAUAUUCUUCACCACCACUACAAACACCAAACACGCCACUACCACUAACCCCACCCCUAUCAUCUUUAACAGACCAAUGCCAAACCUCAAAAACAAAAACAUUAGCAUCCCCGAAAACCCCAACAACAAAUCACAACCACCACUUGAAGACGAUGAUGACGAGUUGCUAUUCCAAGUUGCCACUCACGUGAAAUCAAAGCCCAUUAGGCCCAACAAGAUAGCAUUCAUGUUCCUAACCACCAUGCCACUCCCAUUCGCACCACUGUGGGAAUUUUACUUCAACCAAACCUCAAACAGCCUCUUCAAUGUUUACGUCCACGCUGACCCCACUCUCCCCUAUGACAAACCGUUCUCCGGCAUCUUCUCUAACCGUAUCAUAGUUUCAAAACCGACCAUGAGAUUAUCCCCCACGCUCGCCGCGGCGGCGCGUCGCUUACUCGCGCACGCGCUGAUCCACGAUCCUUCUAACUCCAUGUUCGUCUUGCUUUCUCCGUCCUGCAUUCCCCUCCACUCGUUCAAUUUUACCUACCACGCGCUCCUCUGCCCCGGCAAGAGCUUCAUUGAGAUUCUUGCCCAUGAGGUUGGAAGCUAUGACCGUUGGGCGGCGCGUGGACCACACGCGAUGCUUCCGGCAGUGAAGCUUGAGGAGUUUCGCAUAGGGUCGCAGUUUUGGGCGCUGACACGUCAGCACGCGAAGCUUGUCGCGAGUGACCGUUUGCUUUGGCCCAAGUUUAAUGUGCCGUGCGUGCGGUUAGACUCGUGUUACCCUGAGGAGAAUUACUUUCCUACCCUUUUGAACAUGUGGGACUCGGAAGGGUGCGUGCAUGCCACGCUCACGCAUGUGAACUGGACGGGGCGCGUGGAUGGUCAUCCUCGCACGUACGAGCCGUGGGAAGUGGGGCCCAACCUGAUUCGAAGGAUGAGGUUAGAUAGGCCAAGGUAUGGUAACGGUAACGGACGAAGUGAUCCGUUUUUGUUCGCGAGGAAGUUUGCCCCUGACGCUCUGGAACCGUUGAUGAGAAUUGCCAACGACGUAAUCUUUUGUGAUUGA
Abrus precatorius (Indian licorice) is the source of this 1110-nucleotide messenger RNA. Its product is annotated as glycosyltransferase BC10-like. The record is from RefSeq and is a predicted model, not a curated record. The transcript has a single exon. Gene Ontology annotation, molecular function: glycosyltransferase activity. Bases 1 to 1110 code for a protein of 369 amino acids. NCBI's taxonomy places the organism in Eukaryota, Viridiplantae, Streptophyta, Magnoliopsida, Fabales, Fabaceae. Gene Ontology annotation, cellular component: membrane.